AAUCACCACCUAACUCCUCCGUAUCUCCGCCGGAUGAUGUCUUUCUUUCCACCAACACCACCGUAUCUCCCUCUUCUUCCCUUGGUAUCUUUCCUCUUCUUGCUGACAAUUCUGAUCGUGUAUAGCCUCAUCCGCCGUCGCUGCAGCCUGCCGGAAAAUGAGAAGCGAAGGCUGCCGCCUGGUUCAAUGGGUUGGCCAUAUAUCGGUGAAACCAUUAACCUCUACACACAAAAUCCCAACACUUUCUUCUCCGAACGUCAAAAUAGGCAUGGAAAGAUGUUCAAGAGUCAUAUAUUGGGAUGUCCAUGUGUGAUGAUAUCCAGCCCAGAAGUAGCAAAGAUCAUCUUGGUCACUAAAUCCGAUCUCUUCAAACCCACAUACCCUACAAGCAAAGAGAUGAUGAUCGGUCCAGAAGCACUAUUCUUUCACCAAGGUCAAUACCAUUCCCACCUCAAGAAGCUCAUCCAAUCUUCCUUUCUUCCUUCCGCCAUUAAACCUCUCAUCUCCAACAUCGAAGCCAUUGUUCUUGAUCUUCUUCCCAUCUGGGAGAAAACCAAAACCAUCAACACCUUGCAUGAGAUGAAGAAGUAUUCGUAUGCAGUGGCGAUGAUAUCGGUGUUUGGGAAGAAGAUGGAGGUUGGGGAGGUGGAGGGAUUAAAGGAAUUGUAUGGAUGUAUAGAGAAAGGAUACAAUUCGAUGCCUUUGAAUGUUGUUGGAACUCCAUUCAACAAAGCGAUGAAGGCGAGGAAGCUUCUGAAUGAAAGAUUGAGGAAGAUGAUACAGAAAAGAAGGGAGAAUGGCGAUCACGGUGGAGGAUUGCUUGGAGUUCUACUGGGAUUAAAGGGAAACGAGCAAUUGAAUGAUUCACAGAUAGCAGAUAAUAUAAUUGGAGUCAUAUUCGCAGCUCAUGAUACAACUGCAAGUGUUCUAACAUGGCUGCUCAAGUACUUGCAUGAUCAUCCUCAUCUCUUAGAUGCUGUUAAGAUGGAACAAGAAGAUAUCAAGUGUAGGAGACUCGAAACCAACCGCGGAAUUACGUGGGACGAUACUCGACACAUGCCGUUAAGUCACCGAGUCUUACAAGAGACACUGAGGGCUGCAAGCAUACUCUCAUUUACAUUUCGAGAAGCCGUUGAAGACGUGGAAAUUGAAGGGUAUCUGAUCCCGCGCGGUUGGAAGGUUCUUCCUCUCUUUAGAACCAUCCAUUACUGCUCGGACUUCUUCCCGGACCCCGACAAGUUUGACCCUUCAAGAUUCGAGGUCGCACCUCGUGCAAACACGUACAUGCCAUUCGGGAACGGAGCUCACUCGUGCCCGGGCAGCGAGCUUGCGAAGGUGGAGAUGCUCAUCCUCCUCCACCACCUCACCACCUCCUUCAGGUGGGAUGUGGUCGGAGAAGACGAUGGGAUACAGUACGGCCCCUUCCCGGUGCCCAAACAAGGGUUGCCUAUCAAACUCCAUCGCAUCGAUGAAACCUAGCUUCGUUGAGGGCCAAGUAGAUAGUUAUCGAGGGGAAAUUGAAAUAUAGAAGAGGCGGAAAUAGAUUUUGGCGUCGUUUUUGUUUCUUAUGGGGAUGUGUCAGCUGUUCGAUCUUUUUGGAGGUCCUGUUACAUCUAUAUCAAAACUAUAAAACGGCUAGGCAAGUGAUAAA
Molecule: messenger RNA, 1651 nt
Organism: Cynara cardunculus var. scolymus (artichoke)
Lineage: Eukaryota; Viridiplantae; Streptophyta; Magnoliopsida; Asterales; Asteraceae
Product: abscisic acid 8'-hydroxylase 2-like
Exons: 7
Coding region: 34-1479 (481 amino acids)
Biological process (GO): sterol metabolic process
Molecular function (GO): heme binding; monooxygenase activity; oxidoreductase activity, acting on paired donors, with incorporation or reduction of molecular oxygen
Source: RefSeq, a predicted model, not a curated record